GCACGCGCACUCACGUCGGCGGUGGCGGGAUUCGGCCGCGUGCGCCUUCCCGCUCCGGCCUCGCGUCGGGCCUCGCCCAGCCGCCCUGCGCUCGCUCCCCCGCGGUUCCGCGCGCCCCUCCUCCCCAGUUUCUGCCACUGCCCAGGCCCCGCCCGUUUCUCGCCUCCAGGGCCUGGUUCGUUCCCGCCCAAGCCCUCCCCUGUCUGAGCCCCUGCUGCUUCUGCUGAAAGCUGAGGCUCCAUGUUUUCUCCCCAGCGAGCGGUAGCGGCAGUCUCGGGAGGAGCAGGUGAUGCCAUGGAGAGGGCAAAGCCUGGUCCAGUGCAGGUGGUCUUGGUUCAGAAGGACCAGCAUUCCUUUGAGCUAGACGAGAAAGCCUUGGCCAGCAUCCUCUUGCAGGACCACAUUCGAGACCUCGAUGUGGUGGUGCUGUCAGUGGCCGGGGCCUUCCGGAAGGGCAAGUCCUUCUUCCUGGACUUUAUGCUCCGAUACUUGUAUUUCCAGAAAGAAGGUGGCCAUUCGAACUGGCUAGGCGAUCCAGAAGAACCGUUAACAGGAUUUUCAUGGAGAGGGGGCUCUGACCCGGAGACCACUGGGAUUCAGAUCUGGAAUGAAGUUUUCACGGUGGAGAAGCCGGGCGGCAAGAAGGUUGCAGUUGUCCUGAUGGAUACCCAGGGGGCGUUCGACAGCCAGUCCACCGUGAAGGACUGCGCUACCAUCUUCGCGCUGAGCACCAUGACCAGUUCUGUGCAGAUUUAUAAUUUGUCCCAGAACAUUCAGGAAGAUGAUCUUCAACAGUUACAGCUCUUCACGGAAUAUGGUCGUUUGGCAAUGGAUGAAAGUUUCCAAAAACCCUUUCAGACGCUGAUGUUUUUGGUUCGAGACUGGAGCUUCCCUUAUGAGUACGGCUAUGGACUACAGGGAGGAAUGGCAUUUUUGGAAAAGCGCCUACAGGUGAAGGAGCAGCAGCACGAGGAGAUCCAGAACGUCCGCAACCACAUCCACUCGUGCUUCUCCAGCGUGUCCUGCUUCCUGCUGCCGCACCCAGGGCUCCAGGUGGCCACAAGCCCCGAGUUCGAUGGGAAAUUGAAAGAUAUCGCCAGCGAGUUCAAAGAGCAGUUGCAGGUGCUGAUUCCAUACAUACUAAACCCCUCGAAUUUAAUGGAGAAGGAGAUCAAUGGCUCAAAAGUCACCUGCCGAGGGCUGUUGGAGUAUUUUAAGGCAUACAUUAAAAUUUACCAAGGAGAGGAUCUGCCUCACCCCAAGUCCAUGCUUCAGGCCACUGCCGAAGCCAACAAUUUAGCAGCCGCAGCCUCUGCCAAGGACAUUUAUUACAACAACAUGGAAGAGGUGUGUGGGGGAGAGAAACCGUAUUUGUCUCCAGACAUUCUAGAGGAGAAGCACGGUGAAUUCAGACAACUUGCUCUGGACCACUUUAAGAAGACCAAGAAGAUGGGCGGGAAGGAUUUUAGCCUUCGUUACCAGCAGGAGCUGGAGGAGGAGAUCAAGGAACUGUACGAGAACUUCUGCAAGCACAACGGCAGCAAGAACAUCUUCAGCACCUUCCGGACGCCCGCCGUGCUCUUCACGGGCAUCGUAGCGCUGUACAUCGCGUCGGGCCUCACUGGCUUCGUCGGGCUGGAGGUGGUGGCCCAGCUGUUCAACUGUAUGGUUGGGCUGCUGCUAAUCGCACUUCUCACCUGGGGCUACAUCAGGUACUCCGGUCAGUACCGUGAGCUGGGCGGAGCCAUUGAUUCCGGAGCAGCGUUUGUGUUAGAGCAGGCUGCUUCUCAUAUGGGCAAUUCCACUCAGGCUGCUUUGAGGGAUGCGGUUGCUGGAAGACACCCCACGGAUAAAAAAGCCCAGUAGCGUCUCAGCGGGAGGAUUCGACACGACGCUGACCAGUGCCUGCUGAUUUCUGGGUUUCCGCCGCAGCCACAGGUCCAGGCCCAGAGGGGGCGUGGGUCCGGGACCAGCCGGGACGAGCCAGAACUUGGCGCCAAUAAAUGAACAGACUUCUCCUGUGGUUUCAAAUUCUUAAACACGCUUCUGUUGCUGAUGGAAGCCUUUCUUUUCCUUGCUGGUGGUACAGAUCCAAGCCCGUGCCUGAUUUCUUACUGCUCUCUGCUUUGUGCACUUUAUGGGGGAAAAGCUAAAGGAAAAAAUGGAAAUGCUGUUCCAAGCCCUUUCUGUGCCACGUAGUGCCUUUGCAAAUGGGACCCGUGCUUCUGCGGGCUCGACGGGGAGGGGCCGGGACGGCCUCGGGGACGCCCGGCUGGGGGUGAAACUUGUCCGUUCUUUUGUACCCAAUCUAUUGAGAAGGAUUCCUUUUUGAAAAGUUUACAAAAUUUGCAAAACCUUCCAAACUAAAGACUGAAAAUGAUGUUGUUACACCUUUAAAGUCUUAUAAUAUCAGAGGCUCCUGUCUGCCACAUGGCGUGGGAAAACCAUCCCGUGUGUGAAUCUGCCAUUCAUUGAAGUUUCCCGACAGGCUUUCCGUUUUGUUGGAACAUUUUUUUUUUGCCUUUAUUUCUGUCGCUUCUAGAGCAAACAUGCCUUGAAAAGCCAGAGAAGCUCAUAACAAAAGGCAUGAGCUUGAUGAUUUAAGAAAAAAGCUAGUGUUUAAAUGAACCACGUGACCUCGUGUAAGUCACUGGAACUUGUGCCUUGGGCAGACUCACUGCAGAUCUGUAUUCCUGUGUGCGUUAUGCACACUCGCACACAGCUGUCUUUGGGAGGUUUUUUGAGAGUUCUGCAUAAGAUCGAAACCUGAUUGCAAAUUUGAGGAAAGAUAUUUCCAAACGUCACGUCCCGUUUCACGUGACUUCCCAUUAAAUCAGGUCUUUAUCCAAAAUGUCCAUUUGCAUUCUCCUGUGCACUGAUGUUUUUAAUAAUGGAGCUAAAACCGUCAAUUUUAUCUUUAGUGAGUCUUCCUUUAUUUAACUUUACUUGACCUGUCUGCCAGCUUUAAAGUAGCUUUGGCUUAGUAAGGACCAAAGCCCCAUCCAAAUAAAGACACUAUCUAGAAGUAUCUAAGAAUUCUUUCGUUUACCUUGAUUGUAUGAUAAAAAUUUGUCUGUUAGUUGCCUUUUCCUUUGAUUUAUAAUGGUGAAUUAUUGCUGGUUUUAAAACUCCUAAAAAUUGCCUGCAAGUAUUUAUAUAAACAUUCAGGUGUGUGAGCCUUAAUUCUGAAGAUAAUUUAAUUUUUGUGGGAGGGAGGGAGGAAGACCUAGGCCAAGUCCGAGUGAAUUCUGUAUAUAUGAAGUAUGAAUGGAAGGUGGAAAAAAGAAAGCUUCUUCUAGCAUACAAUCUAUUAAAGAAUUUUUUUGACUACUUUAACACUUUACCAUUCAAGUAUUUUUAUAAGUCCUGAAUUAAUUCCAAGCAUUUUAUAUUUUUUCAUAUUUGCAUACCGCCUUGCCCCGAAGUUCUUGCUAUUUUAGUCACUUGUUGUUAAAUUUUAGAAAAAUUCCUAUUCUAAAAACUGUCUACUUGCACAUCAGUGAUGCUUAGCUUUGACUGUUCAUCGAAAGCUUACUUUUGAAAAUUUAGUGGAUUUUCAGGUGGCCUCUCAUAUUCCCAAACGUUCACGUUUAGUAGCCAAAGGCUUACGGAUGUGAAUUGAAAACAAACCCACCAAGUCUCUAGGGUGCAGAUGGAAAACGUCAGUGUGAUGGGUGGUGUUCCGCUAGAGCCGGAGUGCCGGCACUGGGUUUAAUAAACCUGUGUUUCCAUGUUUUACUUUUUGCUUAAAAAAACCUUACAGAUGCUGAGAUACUUCACUUGUAAUGCAUUUUAUAAGAAUAUUUAUAGAUUUCAGAAUAAUUGUCUAUAGAUUGCUCCUACUUUUAAUGGUGAGAAAAGGAUGAUGUGUCUAAAACUUAUUUUAAUACUAAAAUAUUAGAUUUUUUAAAGUAAAAAAUAAUGUAUGGUUCAGUGAUAUCUUAGGAUUUAUUUACUCUUUAAAUUCACCAUUCCUGUUUGAUCUUAAAGGAGUAAUUUGAUUUAAUUAUGCCAGGAAGCCUUAAUUUUUUUGGUCUUAAUUAACGUUCUUCUGUCUCUGAAAAGUGUUUAUAAGGUUUUCUCAGUGAGGAUUCUUCUGAGUUUUUUUGUGGUUUUUUUUUUUUUUUUUGCCUCUUUUCUAACAGUGAACCCAUAAUCUUACAUUGUCUUUUUCAGUGUGAGAUGCAUUCUCAUUGUUGGCCUAAAAUAGUCCUGGGGAGGUUUAUAACCUGGUUGAAAAGAAUGUCUUUCCCCUCUUACCUUCCCUCAGCCUUUAAUUUGUGGGUCAGGGACGUCACUUGGGGGUUCGGACUCCGCUUCUGUGUCGCGCUCCGGCUGGGCUGCCGGCUGGCCUCUCUGCACAGCGUUUCUCAGUCGCACGUUCCUAACAGCGUGUGCACGCACUCCUGUUAGCAUGCGAGAGGAGGCUUUCAACAUUUCCUAAUAAAAACUCAUUUCAGGAGAGGUUAAAUUUUUUUUAAUACUUACAAUUUGCUUAGAGUAAAAAUAAUAGAAUGAACAUGUUGAUUCUUUCACUGAGAGAUCUUUCCAGAUCAGUGUGUAGACAAAGGAGGGCGGACUGCCCCCCCGUGGUCACGCGUGGCGGUGCACCCGCAGACGCAGCCCUGGUUUCCGUGGCACUCGGGGAAAUUGUCGGCUCCGGGCACGUUUCUGUCCUGACAUGUGCUGCACGUUUGGUGACACUGCCUGUGAAUAUGGUUUUUGCCUUACCUGUUACCACUCCUUUUUUCUUUUACACAAAGUGAAAUGCUUUGGGCAGACAGCUGAGCUGCCUGGCGCUGGCAGCGCGUUUCUUUGGCGGUCACGCCCAGUGGCGGUCGGCCGGCAGCGGUGGUGCCGCGUGCGAGGGGUUUAGGUGUGUGCACAGGUAUGUAAGAAUUGUGGCGAAAUUGAGUGACAGAUUUAAGUUCAGGCAGAAGCGAUAAAAAGGUUUUAUAUAUUUCUUAGGGGGCUUUUUUUUUUUUUUUUUCAAAUAACUUACAUGGGCCCUGGCUGGUAUGUCUCAGUGGAUUGAGCGCUGGCCUGCGAACCAAAGGGUCA
This is a messenger RNA of Phyllostomus hastatus (greater spear-nosed bat), 5061 nucleotides long. It is a transcript of the gene ATL3, whose product is annotated as atlastin GTPase 3. The record is from RefSeq and is a predicted model, not a curated record. Bases 241 to 1866 code for a protein of 541 amino acids. The transcript is spliced from 13 exons. Gene Ontology annotation, biological process: endoplasmic reticulum organization; protein homooligomerization. Gene Ontology annotation, molecular function: GTP binding; GTPase activity. Lineage: Eukaryota; Metazoa; Chordata; Mammalia; Chiroptera; Phyllostomidae.